AUGUAUACAUACGGUGUAACAACAAGUCGAUGUUCUCUAUGUUAUGCUCUUUUAUAUACAACUACAACGAGUUCUACAAUUGGAUAUUCAUCAUCAAAUAGACGACAUGGUAAUCGUUGUUCGAUAGCAUCCAUCGAACGGCUAAUUUCAUCAUCUAAAAAGCUUCAAAAUCUUUGGCUUAAAAAUCAAAAUCGAAGUAUUAAUACUCGCUCAAUAUGUUUUCGAUGUUGUGAUACAAUACGACAAAUUGAACAAAUUAAAAAUCAUAUCGAACAACUUAAUAAUGAACAACAAUUACUUAUGAAUAAAAUUGAACAUAAUCUUUAUAAACGUGCGCUUAUUUUACAAGGACAAAGACAACAACGAUCAAAUGAUUACAGUGCUUUCUCAAUAGAUCAUCAACAAAUCCCACUCAAUGAAGAUGAUGAUACUGAAGAAGGUGAAGAAAAACCUCGAACAGUACCUACAAUAAAUGGACAUGGACAUCCGUCAUCUAUGGUCAUAUCAACAACCACAUUAGUUGGUGCUAAGCGACGUAAAUCUAAAAUAGCACAUAAAAUUAAUAUAGAAGAUAAAUCUUCAUUGCUCAAUCAUACCAGACAAUCAAUUUCUCCAAUAUCUCAUUCAACUGAAAAGCUUUCCUCCAAACUUUUAUUUAAUUCUCAUUCACCUAAACAUCAUCGAACUGGUAUAUUUUCAACUGGUAUUAAUGGUCAUAAUAAUAAUGAUUUAGCUAACCUAUCAUUUGGUUCAGCAUAUAAAUCUUUAGCUUUACCAACAUCAUCAUCGGCAACUACACCACCAUUUAUUGAUCCAACAACAGGAGCAUUAAUUGCAAUUGUUUCAAAUCCACAUCAUGCCGCUUUACUUGCUCAACAACAUCAACAAAUGUUUAAAACAUCUUCAAUAUCUCCAACAUCAACAAAUACAAUUGAUGAACAUGAAAUAAUACCUCCUAAACAACCAAAUCCAAAAAAAUUUCCUUGUCUUUUAUGUGGACGUGAUUUUUCAAAUAAGUCUAAUUUAAAUCGUCAUCAUAGUAUUGUUCAUGUCGCUAUAAGAAAUUUUGAAUGUGCACGUUGUCCAAAAAAAUUUAAAUUAAGACAAGGACUUAAAACACAUAUGCAACGAUGUCAUGGUGUUAAUACAGAUGAACCAACAUUUGUUUUACAAAAACAUCACGCUCAUCAUCAUCAUCAUUAA
This is a messenger RNA of Rotaria sp. Silwood1, 1203 nucleotides long. Lineage: Eukaryota; Metazoa; Rotifera; Eurotatoria; Philodinida; Philodinidae. The record is from the annotation of a GenBank genome assembly.